AAUACUAUUGAAAGUAAUCUUUGUCUCUUGGCUGUAAACAGGUUGUGUUACAGGAGUAAACUGAUCAUUCUGACAGACACAAAAGGACUUACAUGCUGAGUUGAAGUACCAAAACUAAAUUAACUGGAAGUGUUUCAUAUACCAAUAAGCUGAUGCGAAAGAUGGCACAGUUCUCUGACAUGAUUUCUUUUUCACUCUUGAUGUUGAUCCCAAUCUUUUUUUGUUCUGACUGUGAUGGUGGAAAAGUUUUAGUGGUGCCUUUGGAGGGAAGUCAUUGGGUGAAUAUGAAUGUCCUCAUCAAAGCUUUGCAUGACCAGGGACACACCGUUGAUGUGAUACGCACCAACAACAGCUGGUACGUCAAAGAAAACUCAACAUAUUACAAUUCUAUAACCAUACAUAACAGCAAAUGGAUGGAUGAAGAGUUUAUAAAGGAAGUUAUCCACAAAAUGAUUAACCACGACAGAGGGAAGAGCUCAUUGCUGAGUAUUGUAAGAUUGCAUAUGGACAUGUUCAGUUCAUUAUCCAAAGUUCAUGGAAUGAUAUGUGAGUUUGUGACAAACAUAUUUGAAAAUGAAGAAAUAAUGAAGACUCUGAAGGAAAGGCAGUAUGAUUUAAUUCUUACUGAUCCCAGCUGGGGUUCUGGAAUUCUGUUGGCUCAUAAACUCCAGCUACCGGUGGUCUAUAAUGCGAGAUGGACAGUUAGUAGUGAAGGACACCUGGAGAUCGCUCCUUCACCAUUAUCUUACAUCCCUAUGACGAUGUCAGGACACACAGACAAAAUGACGUUCUUUCAAAGAGUAAAAAAUGUUUUCUUCUAUAUGCUGAUGGACCUUCCCAGUAAGCUUUUCACAGAGCCACAGUACCAAGCACUUUGUGACAAAUAUUUUCAUCCACCUGUAAAUUUUCGUGAACUUCUCCGGGGAGCUGAUAUUUGGCUAAUGAGAGUUGAUUUUGUUUUUGAAUUUCCUCGUCCAACCAUGCCAAAUGUCAUCUACAUUGGCGGCUUCCAGUGCAAACCAGCAAAAACUCUCCCACAGGACCUGGAGGACUUUAUGCAAACUUCUGGAGAUCAUGGUGUCAUCAUCAUGUCUUUAGGAGCGUUUGUGAGUAAUCUACCAGAUGAUGUAAGUGAAGAAAUAGCUGCUGCAUUUGCCCAGCUCCCUCAGAAGGUGAUUUGGAGAUACACUGGUAAGAGACCAUCUACUCUGGGCAAUAACACAUUACUGCUUGACUGGAUGCCACAGAAUGAUCUUCUAGGACAUCCAAAGACUCAAGUUUUUGUAGCUCAUGGAGGAACCAAUGGAGUUCAGGAAGCUUUGUACCAUGGUAUUCCAGUGGUUGGAAUUCCACUUUUCUUUGAUCAGUAUAAUAAUCUUCUUCGACUGCAAGAAAGAGGAGGAGCCAAGAUUCUCUCUAUCGCAACUUUAGAUAGGAACAUACUGCACACGGCCAUAAAGGAAGUCAUCAAUGAACCGUCCUACAGACUGAGUAUGCAGAAGCUUUCUCAUCUUCACAGAGACAAACCAGUUCAACCUUUGGACAGCGCCCUCUUUUGGAUUGAGUUUGUUAUGAGACACAAAGGUGCUGCUCAUCUUCGUACAGAGUCUUACAAACUGCCUUGGUACUCCUAUUACUCAGUAGAUGUUGCAGUUGUAUUGUUUACAGUUGUUUUGAUAUUUUCUCUCUCUGUUUUUUGGACCGUUAAAUAUCUGUGUGUCAUGUUGUGCUGCAGCAGAAAAAGGAAAACUGAGUGAUGUGUACAUGUUUGCAUAUGAAUUACUCAGUAGUCAACUCAAAAAGGUUUACUCUGUCAUUGCUUACUCUCAUGUAAUAGCACAUUUAUAUACUCUUCUUGAAACACAAACAAAUUGUAAAGAAGACCUGCCUUGUUGCUACUGUGGAUAUAGGGUGUCAAACUCAGAUUUGCAUCUUUUAAAGUUCAGAUGCUCUUUUUAAAAUAUUUGGGGUCAACCUCUGGCACAGCUUUAAAGCUGUAACUUAUUAAAUCCUAUCAGAGGUCUAGAAUGUCAUUGAAACACACCAGUGGCUUUGUUGUCAUCAGUAUUAUCAUGUUACCCCUUGAAGUACCCCUCCCCACAGAGCCCCUCACAUAACAAAUGCCAAUUUAACCCCUGUGUAUAUAACAUUUUAAAUCUUAAAUUCAUAACCAGUAGACUCAUGAUCAUUGAUUACACCAGAGCGGGCCCUAGACCUAGCAAAAUUUGGUUUAAAAUUUUUUUAAAUUUUAAUCUAUUAAAUUAUGUUUAAAUUA
Messenger RNA from Paramisgurnus dabryanus, 2275 nucleotides. RefSeq names its product UDP-glucuronosyltransferase 2C1-like. Gene Ontology annotation, molecular function: UDP-glycosyltransferase activity. NCBI's taxonomy places the organism in Eukaryota, Metazoa, Chordata, Actinopteri, Cypriniformes, Cobitidae. The record is from RefSeq and is a predicted model, not a curated record.